Messenger RNA from Lasiosphaeria miniovina, 1787 nucleotides. Its product is annotated as RXT2-like protein. Gene Ontology annotation, biological process: negative regulation of silent mating-type cassette heterochromatin formation; negative regulation of rDNA heterochromatin formation. Bases 222 to 1610 code for a protein of 462 amino acids. The record is from RefSeq and is a predicted model, not a curated record. Lineage: Eukaryota; Fungi; Ascomycota; Sordariomycetes; Sordariales; Lasiosphaeriaceae. Gene Ontology annotation, cellular component: Rpd3L complex; cytosol. The transcript has 4 exons.
UCCUCAAAUUCGCGACGAGCUACACCUGUUCGGCAGCCCAUCGCAGCCGCGCUGGACUGGACAGCAUCUAUUUCGACACGUGUCGCAUAGAACCAUCUAGUCCCCCAAGACCCAAUCCAACCCUUUCCUUCCUCGACGCUAUUACAAACUCCUGUUCCUGGCUCAAGACGACGCUCUCGCUUCCGCUUUCUAGUCUCCUCGCGUCCUUUCGCCUACCCAUCAUGUCGACUCAACAGCAGGCCAUGGUCAUGGAGACUAUCGUCGCCAUCAGGAAAGCCCUGAAGCGCAAGGCAUAUGACUCAGAUUCCGACUCGUCCAUCGAUCACACCACAAACCGAGGCUACAAGCUAAAAAAGAGAGCAAGAUUUGUGCGCCAGGGCCGGCUUGCGGCUUCAACAGGUGCUGCUGCCUACAAGGAUGUCGCCGAACACGCUGGCUACCAACGCACCAUCAUAAAUCACAACCCGCCGCUCGUUGAUGACGAGGGGUACGAGCUGGACAGCGAUGACAACGAGGAGCAUAUUCAAGAGGCGAUUGCGUCGGCCAUGGAAGAGAAUCCCUACUCGUCCAUCCACUUAGAACAACUUCUUGCCCCCCUGACCGCUGUCACCGACCUGCCGAACCACCCGACCCUCUCGCGCCCUUACAUCUCUAAAGCACUGCCGGACCUGGUGAAGCAGGCCUCGAGUCUGAUGCAGAAGGAAAACGCGGCGCUAUGGAAAGCCAAGCCUCUCCUGACCAAGCUUAUCGGCGAUAACACCUGGGCGCCUUGCGGGGUCAUGAUCCAACCCAACGAUCAAGAGCUAUUCACGAACACGGCAAGCUUCCUCAGGCGCCGCGCCUCCCCGAUUGGUGCGGACGCUAUACCAAACGCAAACAAGGACUCAUCUAGUGGCUCUUUACGCCAGGACUCGAGACCAAAAAAUCAUAUCGAUGGCACUAACGAGCUUAGUCACACUGAAAAUGAUGCUCUUGACGAUAAGGUGACGGACGGAGAGGCGGUCAGAAAUAAACAUAAAGACGACACUGACGGAGAAAGGCCACCGGGAAAAGCCGAUAUCAAUACCAGUGAAGCCAGAGAGCAGGGAGAUGCAAGUUCUAGCAAAGAAAAGCUAGAGGACAAGACACAGGUCAAUGGCCAUGCACGCCCGCGCGAGGGCGGGAAGGGCGGCAAGAUGCCAGCAGUCGACGGUCAAGACGAUACGGAAAUGGCUGAGGCAGCUAGCGAAACGGGUUCGCUAGAUGAUUUCUUGAUCCAUCCACUAUUUUUGGCUCCACGUUCGGCGCAGCCAGACCGGGACCUUGGCCUCCCAGAGCAGGAGGCAGAGGAUGUGCGGCGGCUACUGCAGCUUUACGUGCAGAAGCAAGAGGAAGUAUGCCGAGGGACAAGGGCUUUGUACAAGGGCCUUCUCAAAGCGGACCGCUACCGUAAGACGGUAUGGCAGUGGGCAAAGUCAGAGGCCCAUUCGGGGGCCAACCGCGACAUGUCGGACGGCGAAGACUGGUACGACAAGGAGGAAUGGGGCCUGACGGAGGACCUCAAGAAGGGCGCAGACGAGGUUGAGGAGGACACGUCCCAGACACAGAAGAAGACGCGCAAUCGCAAGUAACGCGCCUAUGCCCCUGUAAAAGGAAGCCAGAUUCGAAAAAAAAAGUUUAGCCAAAGCAACACGAAAAGCCACGCCCUCGACGAGACAAGUAAGUAGGCGAAGACUAGGGAAAGAUGAAAAUGGAUUUUAAACGAUUGUGAUGAUGAGAUAUUGUAAACGAGAUACCGAAGUAGGCCA